CUGGCGAUCGGUGACGGCAGCGAGACAACGAGCUUGGUUGCCCGAGAACGCCGCCGACUCUCCCUCCCCUGGCUCGACCGUCGUUCGUCUGCUCCAGCCAGCCCAGCCUCUGGCGACGAGAUCGAGAAACUCCACCGAGUCUACCUCCCCUGGCCAAACCGCCCUUCGUCGUCUCUGUUCGCCGGAGCCACCGAGUCUCCCUCCCCUGUCUCGAGUCUCAACCGUCCUUCGUGGUUUCGUCUUCUUCGGUUCAGCUCAGCCCUUCUCAACAACAUCGGAAUCAUCAUAACCAAGGGCAUCAGAACUCCAUUCAACAACAUCAGAAUCGUCUUCUCCACUAAUAACAGAUAA
This is a messenger RNA of Linum tenue, 351 nucleotides long. Lineage: Eukaryota; Viridiplantae; Streptophyta; Magnoliopsida; Malpighiales; Linaceae. The record is from the annotation of a GenBank genome assembly.